GCGGCACCCGCGCCCUUCCUCCGUCGCAAGAGACGAUCUAUCCCGGGUCGACAAAGUGAUUGGUCGCUAUCUCGCGUAUUUUAUUGAUAACGUCGCCGCCGUACACACUCGCGAAAUACGUGUGCUCUAGCGCGCGUCGAUUCCCUCCAAUUUUCCUAAUACUUUUCCCCUCCCCAUCGCGUUUGGUCGACAUUCGAAUGUUACGACUAGUCGCGCAACGAAUUCGUACUUCGUUGCACGUGCGGUACCGCGAAUGAUUCCCUCCCUCUCGCUACCUCACGUUCAUCCGACGCACCGGUCGUGCCGCGGUGUCUUUUCAGUGCGACUCUUGUAGCCCGUCGGGCUUGCCGCCGGUUAAUCGAUCUCUAAUCGGUCAAAAUAAACGUCCUAACAUCGUUGUUUGUCGUUCUACGCCCGGCACUGAUGUGCGUUCAACCCUUUCGCGCCCGAUAAUAAUACAUCAUCAUCAUCACCAUCAUAACGACCCGACGGUUACAUUAUGGCAUCAAAACUUUAUAAUAUAAUUGUUGGUGGUGCAUCAGUAGGUGCUGGAGCUUAUUUCACUACAUGGUUGUUAACCGGAGAAAAUCCAAGUGAAUUACAAUCAGUGCAAGCAGAAGCUGGAAAAAAAACAGGUAGAAAACGUACAUUACCACCAAGAAACACUCAAAUUCAGUCAUUAAAAUCAGAAAAUUUCGAUGUCCUAAUUAUUGGUGGUGGUGCUACAGGGGCAGGUUGUGCAAUUGACUCUGUAACUCGUGGUUUAAAAACUGCACUUGUUGAGUUAGAUGAUUUUGCAUCAGGCACAUCAAGUCGUAGUACCAAACUUAUUCAUGGAGGUGUACGCUACUUGCAAAAAGCAAUUCUUAAUUUAGAUUGGGAACAAUAUAAAAUGGUAAAAGAAGCAUUGCAUGAACGAUCAUCUAUGCUUAAAACUGCUCCUCAUCUCACUCAUGCUAUACCAAUCAUGUUACCAGUUUAUGAAUGGUGGAAAGUUCCAUACUACUGGGUUGGUAUAAAAGCUUACGAUCUUGUUGCUGGUUCAAAAACGGUUAAAAGUUCUUAUUAUUUAUCUAAAACUGAAGCAUUAGAAAUAUUUCCUAUGCUUAAAAAAAAUAAAUUAGUUGGAGCUAUUGUUUAUCAUGAUGGCCAACAAGAUGAUGCAAGAAUGUGUCUUGCUCUUGCACUAACUGCCACUCGUUAUGGUGCUACAGUAGCAAAUCAUGUAAAAGCAAUGAGUCUUCAUAAAGACGCUGAUGGUAAAAUAUGUGGUGCACACCUUCGAGACGAACUAACUGGAGAAGAAUGGGAUGUUAAAGCAAAAUGUGUAAUAAAUGCUGCUGGCCCUUUUACUGAUUCUGUACGCCAAAUGGAUGAUACAUCUGUCAAGGAAAUAUGUACACCAAGUAAAGGUGUACAUAUUGUAUUACCUGGUUAUUAUAGCCCUGAACAAAUGGGACUCUUGGAUCCUGAAACAUCUGAUGGCCGUGUUAUAUUCUUUUUACCAUGGCAAAAACAUACAUUAUCAGGUACUACAGAUAGCCCAUGUGAUGUGACAUACCAUCCAACACCAACAGAAGAUGAAAUUGGAUUUAUAUUGAAUGAAAUUAAAAAUUAUCUCAACUCUGAUGUUGAAGUACGCCGAGGUGAUGUUUUGAGUGCUUGGGCUGGCAUUCGUCCAUUGGUGUCAGAUCCAAAUAAAGGUGACACUCAAUCAUUAGCUCGUAAUCAUAUUGUGCACAUAAGCAAAUCUAAUUUAGUGACAAUUGCUGGAGGAAAAUGGACUACAUACAGAUCUAUGGCCCAGGAAACUAUUGAUGCUGCAAUUCAAGCUAUUCCAGAAUUAAAACCCACAAAACCUGAAUGCCAAACAGAUGGUCUUCAGUUGGAAGGAUCGCAUGGAUGGACACCAACAAUGUAUAUUCGAUUAGUACAAGAUUUUGGCUUAGAAUGUGAAGUAGCUCAACAUUUAGCUACAUCAUACGGUGAUAGAGCUUUUGCUGUAGCUAAAUUGGCUAAUCUCACUGGUAAACGUUGGCCAAUCAUUGGUAAUAAAAUUCAUCCUGAUUUUCCAUAUAUUGAUGCUGAGAUUCGUUAUGGAGUUAGAGAAUAUGCUGUUACUGCAGUUGAUAUGAUUGCUAGACGUUUGCGAUUGGCAUUCUUAAAUGUACAAGCUGCUCAAGAAGCCCUUCCAACUAUUGUUAACAUUAUGGCAGAAGAAUUAAAAUGGAGUCCUGAAGAAAAAGAGAAACAAUUGAAAAUGGCUAGUAACUUUUUGGCAACCGAAAUGGGUAUGAGUGUGAAUAGAGCUUCUCGAGACAAAAUACCAAUCACUUUAUCUAAGGAGGAGAUCAAAAUGUAUGUCAACAGAUUCCAAAUUAUCGAUCUUGAUCGCAAAGGAUAUGUUUCCAUUAAUGAUAUUCGUAGGAGUAUGAAGAAUGCCGGUGAAGAUGUCAAAGGUGAAGAACUCCAUGAAAUUCUAAGAGAAAUUGACACCAAUAUGAAUGGCCAAGUUGAACUUGACGAAUAUUUACAGAUGAUGUCAGCAAUAAAAGCUGGUCAUAUUUCCCAUUCUCGUUUUGCCAAAAUGGCUGAAUUAGAAGAAGAAGCACAUAGUAAAAUGAAAAGUAAAAUAAGUGUUGAAAGAAGUGGAGGUGGCUUAUAAAUGAAAAUUAAAUAUUCUUUUCGUAUAAUUAAGUAAAUUAAAAAAUUUUUUGUUUGUUUUUGUUUAGCAUUUGCGAACAAUUUGUAGAUAUAUUAUGAAUGAAACCAUAUUUUUAAUCCAUCUUUUUUUUUUGUCUUGUUACAAAAUGUUAAAAUAUGUUCAAAACGAAACCAAUGCUGUUAAUACCAAUGUUAAAAAAAAAAUACACAAAAUCUUAUUAAAUAUGAUGCUUCUUAA
Sipha flava (yellow sugarcane aphid) is the source of this 2902-nucleotide messenger RNA. RefSeq names its product glycerol-3-phosphate dehydrogenase, mitochondrial (gene Gpo1). The record is from RefSeq and is a predicted model, not a curated record. The coding region runs from base 500 to 2665 and encodes 721 amino acids. Gene Ontology annotation, cellular component: glycerol-3-phosphate dehydrogenase (FAD) complex; mitochondrion. NCBI's taxonomy places the organism in Eukaryota, Metazoa, Arthropoda, Insecta, Hemiptera, Aphididae. The transcript is spliced from 13 exons. Gene Ontology annotation, biological process: glycerol-3-phosphate metabolic process. Gene Ontology annotation, molecular function: calcium ion binding; glycerol-3-phosphate dehydrogenase (quinone) activity.